This is a messenger RNA of Spodoptera littoralis (African cotton leafworm), 408 nucleotides long. The record is from the annotation of a GenBank genome assembly. NCBI's taxonomy places the organism in Eukaryota, Metazoa, Arthropoda, Insecta, Lepidoptera, Noctuidae.
AUGACAGAUACGACCGACACGACAGAUACGACCGACACGACAGAUACGACCGACACGACAAACACGACCGACACGACAAACACGACCGACACGACAAACACGACCGACACUACAAAUUCGACAGACACGACAAAAACGACAGAUACGGCACACACGACCGACCCGACAAAAACGACUGAUACGACAGAUACGACGGACAUGACAGACAACCUAAACGACACGACAGACAGACACAACCGACAAACACGACCGACACGACAAAUAAGACGGAUACGACAAACACGACCGACACGACAAAACUACCGAUACGACAGAUACGACAUUACCGACCGACGCGACAAAAAUGACCGAUACGACAGAUACGACAUUACCGACCGACGCGACAAAAAUGACCGAUACGACAGAUAA